AGAGCUGCUCCUCGUCGUCGAGUGGACCGGGACACGUUACCAGGGACAGAGCAGCAGCAGCAGCAGCAGCAGUUCGUCGUCGUCAUCGUCGAUCGAUUUAUUGAUCGAUCUCCUUGCGUCAAAGUCUGAUCGAGGUCCAGCAGUCGCAAUUCUCGGACGGGAAGAAUCGGGAACAAUUUGUGCAGCUCAUGCGAAGCACUCUCGAUAGAUUUCGCGCAGCAGGGCUCUGGUGAAUUGAGCUGAUUGUAGUUACUCAUUGCACAGUCGCGGACCUGUAAGGCCCGCAGUCGCCGACGAAUUCCUUUUUGUUUCGGUGGAGUGCGUUGGAAUCCGUCUCCAGAAUUGAUCGGCUCCUUCGCGAAAUCAGUUUGCACUUAGCUCAGUUCAUAUUGAAUGUGUCAAUUUUUCCUCUUUGGGUGUGGGACACGGUGGUGACUGCCAAUUGCUGCUAGUUUCGUGACUGGAGGAGCGGGCUUUCUGAGAGCUGUAGGAGCGCCGACGAUUAUAUGCUCGUCUUUGAGGUUCAACGCGAGAGAUUGAAUUUUGAUUGAUUUAGAAGAAUUUCCUGUUCCAGUUCGGUGAUAGGCAGGAAAGUGGUUGGAGAAUCGUGUAGCAGGGCACGGCGAGAUAUAUCAAGGGCCACUGUUGGGGAAAUUGUGUUCACGAGGAGUUUGUUUAUUGAGGAAUUUUCAGCUCGGGUUUGACCUGGAGGCGCCAUGAGGCACUCGGCGCAGUUGCUCCGAACAUUGUGGACGAGCUCGUCACGGCUCAGAGGCGCAAUUUGCCUGACCAAUCCCUGCUUUAAUGGGGGCAGUCAUCGCAUGUUCGGGAAUCUUCUGCUAGAUGAAACGGCGGAGCAGUUCAAAGACAGUGUCAGGCAAUUCGCGCAGGAGAAUAUUGCACCCCACGCAGCGAAAACGGACUUGACCAACUCGUUCCCAAAGGAUGUGAAUGUCUGGAAACUCAUGGGAGAUUUCAAUCUGCAUGGAAUUACAGUUCCAGAGAAAUAUGGAGGGCUUGGUUUGGGCUACUUGUAUCACUGCCUUGCCAUGGAAGAAAUCAGCCGUGCGUCUGGAUCUAUCGCCCUUUCAUAUGGAGCUCACUCCAACCUUUGCAUCAAUCAGCUUGUUCGGAAUGGCACAGAAGCACAAAAGGAGAAAUAUCUACCCAAGUUGAUCAGUGGAGAUCACAUUGGAGCCCUGGCAAUGAGUGAACCGAACUCCGGUUCCGAUGUUGUAAGCAUGAGGUGCAAGGCUGAGCGGGUUACGGAUGGAUACGUACUAAACGGUAACAAGAUGUGGUGUACAAACGGACCAGUGGCAGAGACUCUGAUAGUAUACGCCAAAUCUGACUUACAAGCUGGAGCGCAUGGAAUCACAGCGUUCAUUAUAGAGAAAACCAUGAGUGGGUUCAGCACUGCUCAAAAGCUGGACAAGUUGGGAAUGCGAGGAAGCGACACGUGCGAGCUGGUAUUCGAAAAUUGCUUCGUUCCUCAGGAGAAUGUUCUAGGACAAGAAGGCAAAGGAGUUUACGUGAUGAUGUCUGGCCUAGACCUCGAGAGACUUGUUCUAGCGGCUGGUCCGUUAGGACUGAUGCAAGCCUGCCUGGACGUUGUAUUGCCGUAUGUACACGAGAGAGAACAGUUUGGUAAACCGAUCGGAGAGUUUCAACUUAUUCAGGGAAAGCUUGCAGACAUGUACACUAAAAUUCAAGCGUCAAGGUCAUUUGUCUACUCCGUGGCACGCAGUUGUGACGAGGGCCAAGUUGAUAGGAAGGACUGUGCAGCAGUAAUACUUUUUGCUGCCGAGAAUGCAACCCAAAUGGCCUUGCAGUCUAUUCAAUGUCUAGGAGGCAACGGUUACAUAAAUGAGUAUUCAACUGGGAGGCUUCUGCGUGAUGCCAAAUUGUAUGAAAUUGGUGCUGGCACGAGCGAAAUUCGACGAAUCAUCAUCGGACGUGAGCUAUUCAAAGAAACGUAGAUUGGUAAGUCACUCGGAAGGAGUCUGUUCAUUGGGAAAUGUGCUGCACCAUCUCUGCAGCAUUCAGUUUUCUUUCUCUUUCCUGUUUCUGCUCAGAUCUUUCUGUUCUCUGUGGACGAUAACGAGGGGAGAGGGAGGAAUGGGAAGUAGGGAAUAUAGCUUUCCAACACUUUGCCCUGGUUACGCUUCCUUAUUGCAGAAGCUCUCUACGAGGUGUUCUGGCUCAGCCACUCGGACACCAUGACUGACGCUGAUGAAGUCUUGGUGUUUCCAUGAGGUAUUUGAUCCUUGGAAAAGUCGACCUUUUCCAGUGUGCGUCCCUGGACAGGUGCACCAUGGAUUUGCACCUGCCUUGUGCGUGAGCAUUCAAUUAGUCACCUUUUAGAGAACAGUGAGAUCCAUUCUUUACUCGUAGUUCGCGUAGAAGAUGUACAUUGUGCUGCGGUCACUGGCUAUGUCCAUUCGAGCAGUUCCUGUGUAAUAAUCCCGAGGGUUUGGCAGAGGUUAAUGGUCUUAGGAGUAAUUAGAUGCACUUCACCAGCUUUUGUAUUUCCUUUCUGAAAGGGUUAACCAGCACCUCUGGCUGGAGACUUUCAUUCCAUCAACCAGGGUCGAUCAAUUCAGUACGCAAUGUACAAAAGCUCAGCUGGUGAAUAAAGACCUUUCUGUUUCUAAGCUUCUCUG
Messenger RNA from Marchantia polymorpha subsp. ruderalis, 2663 nucleotides. The record is from the annotation of a GenBank genome assembly. NCBI's taxonomy places the organism in Eukaryota, Viridiplantae, Streptophyta, Marchantiopsida, Marchantiales, Marchantiaceae.